AUGAUAAAAAUGGAAACCCCAAGCGAGUUUGCUGAGAAGCAGCCUCCUACCCACGACCACCAGCCGCGUCUGAACGAGGUGGCCCAAAAGUUUCUCGCCGAUUUGGACGAGGAGCGCCAGCGAUUGUCCGCGGACUUUCCACUUUGCGCUCUGCUAAUCGACGAGGCUGUGGACCGCGUCUACUGCACUGGUCGUAUUCCCGGCAAGGAGUUCUACGCAGACGUGUACAAGCAGAAGCCGAUGAAGAUUACCCAAAAGGUAUUCGUGCCCGUAAAGCAGUAUCCCAAGUUCAACUUCACUGGCAAGAUCCUGGGGCCCAAGGGCAACUCGCUGCGUCGCCUUCAGGAGGAGACACAGUGCAAGAUUGCCAUUAAGGGUCGCAGUUCGAUCCGCGAUCGUAACAAAGAGGAGCAGCUGCGCAGCACAGGCGAUCCGAGAUAUGCCCAUCUUCAGAAGGAUCUCUUCUUGGAGGUCAGCACGGUGGCCACUCCGGCGGAGUGCUAUGCCCGCAUAGCCUACGCCCUGGCCGAGAUCCGUAAGUAUCUUAUUCCAGACAAGAACGACGAGGUUUCACACGAGCAGCUGCGUGAGCUGAUGGAAAUGGAUCCCGAGUCGGCCAAAAACAUUCACGGACCCAAUCUGGAGGCUUACAGAUCUGUCUUCGACAAGAAGUUCGGAGGCAACAGCAACGGGGCUCCCAAGUAUAUCAACCUGAUUAAGCGAGCUGCGGAAAAUCCGCCCGAAGUCGACGAUGUGGAGGAGGUGGCCUAUGAGUAUGAACAUCGUAUGCCCCCCAAGCGUCCUCCUACGGGCUAUGAGUACAGCAAACCACGUCCAUCAAUAAUACCGACAAACGCUGCGGCAUAUAAACGUCCAUAUCCGACUGACAUGAAACGUAUGCGCGAACCGCCCAUCAAGUCCUAUAAGCCCAAUCCGUAUACAAUACUUAAAAAAUAUAAAUAAUAGAGCUCCGGUUGAUUUCGUCGCACACCGCUAUAAAUGAAAACGAAGGACAAUGCUUACGUUAUAAAAUCCAUGCUGGGAGCACAUUGAAAAUACUUUAAUCAAGAAGAAAGCAGCAUUCAAAAUGAUGCUAUCAAUGAAUAAACAUUAACAUUUAUAAAACGCGCACUUGCGCUAUCAAUUUCCACAAACAAUAUUAACCUUAAAUUUUUAUUCCCAUAAAUAUGUUAAACUGUUGGCAUGCCUUUUCUGGACCAUUUCAACAGAUAAUAAGUCAAAUAAUUCCUAUUAUGUUUAAAUUA
Molecule: messenger RNA, 1265 nt
Organism: Drosophila simulans
Lineage: Eukaryota; Metazoa; Arthropoda; Insecta; Diptera; Drosophilidae
Gene: qkr58E-3
Product: KH domain-containing, RNA-binding, signal transduction-associated protein 2
Exons: 6
Coding region: 1-963 (320 amino acids)
Biological process (GO): regulation of alternative mRNA splicing, via spliceosome
Cellular component (GO): nucleus
Molecular function (GO): mRNA binding
Source: RefSeq, a predicted model, not a curated record